Molecule: messenger RNA, 3269 nt
Organism: Trematomus bernacchii (emerald rockcod)
Lineage: Eukaryota; Metazoa; Chordata; Actinopteri; Perciformes; Nototheniidae
Gene: zfyve9b
Product: zinc finger, FYVE domain containing 9b
Biological process (GO): liver development; endosomal transport
Cellular component (GO): endosome; early endosome membrane
Molecular function (GO): metal ion binding
Source: RefSeq, a predicted model, not a curated record
UCGGCUCUCUCAUGUAACCGGAUAAAAUGCUCAAGUUCUUCUCUGCGCGGGAUGACGAGAAUGAAAGCCUUUUGGGAGGAAUAACUGAGGAUGAAGGAGACAAUCCGUCUCUCCAGGACACCAAGCACCACUGGCUGAACAGACCUUGCCUGCUGGUGCUCAAAGAUGGAGACGUGUCCAAACCGGGUUUGGGUUGCGGCCAAAUCCGAGCAGAAUCUCCCUCUAAGACCUCUUCAGAAGCAGCAGUGAGGAGCAGCUUGGGUCCAUGUGAGCAGAAACCAUCCGAACCUCCUGCCGACGCCGCCUCACCCUCCCAGCUGGAGGAGGGCAGCUGCACUGUGACCUCCAUCUCCACAUGGGGGGAGAGCUGUUUCGGGGAGACGCCCAGCCCCCUGGUGCUGAGCCCUGCUGAGGCUGCAUGGCCAGAGGAGGACCAGGAGGAAGAGGAUGAGGUGGCAGAUGAGGAGGAGGAGGAGAAGAAGAAGGACCCCCCGUCGAAGGAGGACUCUGUGGUUGAAGAGAAGGAGCUGGAGGAGAGACCAGAGACCAAGGUCAGAUCUGAUGGAGGAGAGGAGACGAGCAGCGGUGGGGAGGGAGCGACGGGGGAAUGUGCCACCUCUCCUCUGGAUCCUGACAAUGAUUCCCAGCUGAGCCCUGUUGGCAUUUUGUCCAAGGAUCGAGGCACCGUCCUUGGGGAGAUCGCUCCAGUGUGGGUCCCUGAUGCCCAGGCGCAGGUCUGCAUGAAGUGUGGGGUCAAGUUUACGUUCACCAAGAGGAGGCAUCACUGCAGAGCCUGUGGGAAGGUUUUUUGUGCACUUUGCUCCAAUGUGAAGUUCAGACUCACACAUCUGGAUGGAAAGGAGGGACGAGUUUGUGUUUGCUGUCACUCAACCCUCCUCAAAAGGACAUCUCCGAGGGGGAAAAGGAGGGUGUGGUUUGCAGAUGAAAUCCUCCCUCUGAAGCAGUCUGAAUCUGCCCCGACCACACCUGUCCGAGGGUUUUCUCCACUGAUGAGACGAGCGCUGGGCGGGCCCUCUAGAAGUCCUGGGGGUUCACCACAGAUCAGGAGAGCCUUGAGACCACAUGGGACUAAUAUCAAUGAGGCCUGUGGUCCUUACGGCUGGGGCACCACAGCUUUAGUGAGUAGCUCUGCAAACCUCAUCCCUCUGGAGGGUCUCCCCCCCAUCCUCACCUCCACUGGGGUCAAAGGAGAUUACACUGUGGAGGAGCAGCCCUCUGAGACGCUGCUCAUCCAGGAGCUGGAGAGCGGCCGACCAAAACCUCUGGUGUUCGUCCUCAACGCCAACCUGCUCGCUAUGGUCAAACUGGUCAACUAUGUGAACAGGAAGUGCUGGUGUGUGACCACUAAGGGCAUGCACGCUGUGGGCCAGGUGGAGGUGGUGGUGCUGCUGCAGUGUCUGCCUGAAGAGAAGAGCUUCCCCAAAGACAUUUUCAGCCACUUCAUCCAGCUGUACAGGGACACCUUCACAGGAAAGGUUGUGAAACACCUGUCGCUGUCCUUGUUAGGCAGCAGUUUCCUGGGCAGUACGGAGCACGCGGGCUUCCUGUACGUCCGCUCCACCCUCCAGUCCCUGCAGGGCCUCCCUCUGCCCAACCAGCCCUACCUCUUCGGCCUGCUGGUCCACCGAGCAGAGCUGACCUGGGCCAAAGCCUUCCCUCUGCGCCUCAUGCUGCGACUGGGCGCCGAAUACAGAUUUUACCCGUGCCCACUGUACAGCGUGCGCUUUAGGAAGCCCUUGUUUGGGGAAAUUGGCCACACUAUAAUGAGACUGUUAGUGGAUUUUAGGAAUUACCGUUACAGCCUACCGAUGGUGCCGGGGCUCACUGUGGAUCUAGAGGCUCAGAAGACCAACAUAAAGUUACCGACCACCGGCUAUAAUGAGCUGAUGAAGGCUCUGAAUAAGUCCAAUGAACAUGUGCUGGCCAUCGGGGCGUGCUUCAACGAGACCGCAGACUCUCACCUCAUCUGCGUGCAAGCAGAGGACGGCCAGUACCAGACCCAGGCCAUCAGCAUCCACAACCAGCCCCGCAAAGUUACUGGCUCCUGCUUUUUUAUAUUCAGCAGUGCUCUGAAGGCGUCUGCAGGGUACCUCGCCAAGUCCAGCAUCGUAGAAGAUGGGCUGAUGGUGCAGAUCACCGUGGAAACCAUGGCAGAGCUGCGCAGGGCGAUGCGCGAGAUGAAGGACUACACCGUCACCUGCGGUCGUCUCGACCAAUCAGAGAGCCAGGAGCUGGUGUGUGUGCAGUGGGUGGAGGAGAAAUGCACUGUGAAUAAGGGUGUCAUUAGCCCCAUUGAUGGGAAGUCCAUGGAGUCCAUCAGCAGUAUUAAGAUGUUCCAGAAGUCAGAAUACAAAGAAAAUGGAAAGAUCAUCCGCUGGACAGAAGUGUUCUUCCUGCAGAGGGGGGAUCUUCCCAAAAGAGGAGCGAGUGAGUCUGCUGAACACGACCGGCUGACGGAGCGGAUCGCCCGGGCCUUCUGCCUGGCUCUGUGUCCUCACCUCAAACUGCUGAAAGAGGACGGGAUGGCCAAGCUGGGGCUGAGGGUCGCCUUCGAAUCUCAAGAGGUGGGCUUUGUGGCGGGGAGCAACGGGCUGCCGCUCCCCGCUCGGUACCUGAACGCCCUGGACAGCGUGCUGAUCCCCGUGAUUCACAGCAGGGGGCGCAAGAGAGGCGACGAGCCCUUCGUGAUGGAGCUAAUAUUUUACAUCUUGGAGAACAUCACUUAGAGCUCCUCACACACCCACCACUGUUUCAUCUUUUUAAAACCUGACCACAACUCUGUCUCCGGCACGUUCUCAUCUGUGCCGCCUUUCGGUUCAGGGCAAUAAAAAGCAUUUAAAGGGCGAACCAGACCACAUCCACGGUCUGCAUCCAUCUCAUCCACCCACGAGUAGAGAGGAUUGGUCUGACUCUUAGUGCUUUUCUGAUCUCACCCCAGACAAUCAGGGUACGCAUGAUGGACCAUCAGAUCACUGUACACUGUACAGUAGUAGCAACCUCAUAGCUUGAUAUCAUUCACAAUUCAAAUACCUUUAAAGUGGGUGCUGGAUUCAGCCCCACGACCUUAAAACAAAGAGAUAAAGAGAAUGACUUGAAGAACAAUAAGUAGUAGAUCUGUAGCGAUUUGAUGCACUGAAUGAAUGCCUAAAGAAUGUUUUCAUACUGGAUGUAUUUUAAUGGAUUGCUCAUGAAAUGUAAUGUUGGCCUGGAAUUAAACAUGCAACAAUGACCGAGUUACUGCCUGUUCA